CGCUAGCAGCCCACCCCGUGGCUUGGCUCCGGAGGCGGGCGGUCCUUUCUUAACAGGAGGGGGCCACAGAGAGAGGAGGGUUUGCAGAUUAGGGUUUAGGGGACCACGUGACCCUCCCCCAGGAAUGCGGUGACGUCAGGGGGCGGGGCCGUCCCCAAAAUUGGGGAAGAAGGGGGAAAAAAGCCAGAAAAAGUUUCUUUGCGGGAGUCCCAAACCGGGCGUGGGACGGAACAGGAGGGAAGGGGCUCAAAGCUCCGGGCUCCGGGCUUGUGGGACCCUGACCUCUGUCUGGAGUGGAGUAGUCAUCCCAGACCAUGUCGGGGCCCACUUGGCUUCCCCCGAAGCAGCCAGAGCCCUCCAGAGUCCCUCAGGGAAGAGCGCUUCCCCGAGGCGCCCUGGGGCCGCCACCGGCCCACGGAGCAACACUCCAGCCCCACCCCAGGGUCAAUUUUUGCCCCCUCCCACCUGAACAAUGUUAUCAGCCUCCGGGGGUACCUGACGAUCGGGGGCCUACCUGGGUGGGACCCCAUGGAGCGCCCCAGCGUCUGCAGGGGCUCCCGCCAGACAGGGGUGUCAUCCGUCCUGGAAGCCUGGAUGCUGAGAUAGAUUCGCUCACUAGCAUGUUGGCUGAUCUGGACGGGGGUCGCAGUCAUGCUCCUCGGCGGCCAGACCGACAGGCUUUUGAGGCCCCUCCACCCCAUGCUUACCGCGCAGGCUCCCUGAAGCCCAGUGGAGGUGCCGUUCCAACCCCUAUGCUCCCAGCAUCCCCCUAUGGCGGACCUACCCCAGCCUCCUAUGCUACAGCCAGCACUCCGGCUGGUCCUGCUUUCCCUGUACAAGUGAAGGUGGCUCAACCUGUGAGAGGCUGUGGACUGCCAAGGCGGGGAGCCUCUCAGGCCUCUGGGCCUCUUCCAGGCCCCCACUUUCCUUUACCAGGCCGUGGUGAAGUCUGGGGGUCUGGCUAUAGGAGCCACCGCGAGCCAGGAACAGGGGUAAAGGAGGAUGCCGCUGGGAUACUCGGCCCUGCAGGAGGAAGAGGAGGCGGGCAUGGGCCCCAGGUCCCUUUAAGCCAACCUCCGGAAGAGGAGCUAGAGAGACUGACCAAGAAAUUGGUGCAUGACAUGAGCCACCCGCCCAGUGGAGAGUACUUUGGUCGGUGUGGUGGUUGUGGCGAAGAUGUGGUUGGCGAUGGAGCUGGGGUUGUGGCCCUGGACCGCGUCUUCCAUAUUGGUUGUUUUGUGUGUUCAACCUGUCGGGCCCAGCUCAGGGGCCAGCAUUUCUAUGCUGUGGAGAGGAGGGCAUAUUGUGAGAGCUGCUAUGUGGCUACCCUGGAGAAGUGUUCCACGUGCUCUGAACCCAUCCUGGACCGAAUCCUGAGGGCUAUGGGGAAGGCUUACCACCCUGGUUGCUUCACCUGUGUGGUGUGUCACCGUGGCCUUGAUGGCAUCCCUUUCACGGUGGAUGCCACCAGCCAGAUCCACUGCAUUGAGGAUUUCCACAGGAAAUUUGCACCUCGCUGCUCAGUGUGUGGUGGGGCCAUCAUGCCAGAACCAGGUCAGGAGGAGACGGUGAGAAUUGUCGCUCUGGAUCGAAGUUUCCACAUUGGCUGUUACAAGUGUGAGGAGUGUGGGCUGCUGCUGUCCUCUGAGGGUGAGUGUCAAGGCUGCUACCCGCUGGAUGGGCACAUCUUGUGCAAGGCUUGCAGUGCCUGGCGCAUCCAAGAGCUCUCAGCCACCAUCACCACUGACUGUUGACUCUUCCUAGAAGAACCUGCUGGAAAUCUCAGCCCCCAUUCAUCACCUCCCCUGACAUCCACCUUUACUGUUUGUCACCAAAUGCUGUCGCUUCUUCCUCUCUUCAUGAAAUAAUAAUCCGUGAAGAGUUUAAAAGCAA
Phodopus roborovskii (desert hamster) is the source of this 1893-nucleotide messenger RNA. It is a transcript of the gene Trip6, whose product is annotated as thyroid hormone receptor interactor 6. Lineage: Eukaryota; Metazoa; Chordata; Mammalia; Rodentia; Cricetidae. Gene Ontology annotation, biological process: positive regulation of non-canonical NF-kappaB signal transduction. The coding region runs from base 315 to 1754 and encodes 479 amino acids. The transcript has 9 exons. The record is from RefSeq and is a predicted model, not a curated record.